Cadophora gregata is the source of this 2016-nucleotide messenger RNA. RefSeq lists its product as uncharacterized. Bases 1 to 2016 code for a protein of 671 amino acids. The record is from RefSeq and is a predicted model, not a curated record. Lineage: Eukaryota; Fungi; Ascomycota; Leotiomycetes; Helotiales; Ploettnerulaceae. The transcript has 2 exons.
AUGUCCCCACGCUCAGAAACUUUCGAUGCUGAUUUGGCCUCAGCCCCCCAGCCAUCGACAACACAGCCCUUCCAUUAUGACCCACUCAUGGAACCCAAGAGUGAGAUCCGGCUUCUUCGAAUCCUCCCGAAGAAUUAUCUCCCCAAAACGCCAGGAAAAGGCCAGAAUCAUAGCGACGAGGACUGCAUUGCCAGGGGUACUGAUGGUUCUGCUGGCUCCAUACUGGAGAGUUUGACUUUGACCUAUGCGCAUACCAAUGUAGACAUGGGAGCUGCCGAAGUCUAUUGCGAAGUAUUUCACGUGACCAUGGAUCAAGCUCCGCCAUACCAGGCCCUGUCAUACACAUGGGGAAGUCCGGUUGACCCUCAACAUCCUAUCUUUUUGAAUGGCCAAACCAUCUCCGUGCGAAAAACUCUAUGGCUCGCACUGAAGGAAUUCCACACCCAGCCGAAACCAGUCAUCAUAUGGAUCGAUGCACUCUGCAUCAAUCAAGCAGAUGAAGUUGAGCGCAAUGAACAGGUUGCGAAGAUGAAGACCAUCUACGAACAAGCCACACUAGUUGUCCUCUGGCUCGGUCCAAGUUACGAGAACAGUCAUCUUGCAUUCGACCUCAUGCAGGAGAUGUACGAUUGUCGAGACAAUGUGCAACGAAUUGCUCAUAUAUUUUCGCACGAUGAAACGAGGCAGUCAGUAUUGGCACUUUCCGCCCUCUUCAGUCGCGAUUAUUGGAUGCGCAUGUGGAUUCUUCAGGAACUAGUCAGCGCCAAACAUAUUUGUUUACAAUGCGGCCGUGACACAUUGAAAGCAGAAGCUUUUGACGAAACACAAAGACUAUUCAGAGCAAUGGCAAUCGGAGAUUCGGGCUUCGAGUGCAAUCAUUUAUUCAAUCUGCUGCCUCGCAUGGCCACUCUUGGAUUGCUGUUGGGAUACCGGGGUCUAAAUGAUAUCAGACUGUUCCAAAAAGCAUUCGCAGCAAAAGAUCUCAGCUUUUUCCAGUGCCUGCGAUUUAAUUGGAUGCGCAUAGCUACGGAUCCUAGAGACAUGAUAUACGGCGCUGCUGCCCUUGCAAAUUCCAGGAGCAAAUAUCAGAUCAACGUCGAUUACUCUCUGAGCACAGCGGAAAUAUACCAUGACCUCGCAAAGAAAGAGUUCCAGCAUUGCACAACACUAGAGAUUCUUACGACGGCUCGAUGCGGCUCGAAACUUCCUGGUCUUCCUUCGUGGGUGCCAGACUGGUCACGAGGAAAUAGCCAUGAAUGUUUGUGGGAUAUCAGUACCCCAAACUACCGCUAUUCGGCUGCAGGGUCAAGUAUUGGUGAUGUCCGGGUCGAUGAUCUUGGAGAUGCCUUGAUAUUGAAGGGUGUUGUAGUGGGGAAAGUCGAGAGCGUCGGUGAGAGCCCCGCAAUGAAGGACAUGAAUGAUCUAGACAAUGCGAAGUGUGCAUUUUUGAGUUGGUGGGCUCUCCUAGGCACAACUGGUAACCGCGGACCACAGCAACAGGAACGCUUUGGUCGGACCCUGAUAUGUGACAAACUCGUAGAUCGACUCAACCAUGGUUGGAAAAGUAGAGAAGAUAUUUGUAGAUCCGUGGUGGGGAGAUUUGGCGACUCACUCUUUGACAGCCUGUCGAAAAAGAAGAUUGAUUCGGAGCUUGCAAGUGCUCGUUCUUGGAUGUUGCAACAAUAUCGAGAAGUCUGCGAAUCCCAAGGUUUUAGCUCUGGAGAGGAUGCUAUGAGACAUGUGACCAAAUCUUGGAUACACAAAUCGUCAGCAAUUAUCAGGGGUCGCCGCUUCUUUCUCGGAACCUCCAACAUCAUGGGUCUAGCAAUUGAAGGCGUUGAAACAGGCGACAUUAUCUGCGUUCCUCUCGGAUGUCCUCAGCCAAUGAUUUUUCGAAAAGUCGACAACCACUUCGUCGUCAUUGGAGAAGCAUAUGUUGAUGGAUACAUGUACGGAAAGGCUAUGGAGAUGUUAGAGAAUGGGGAGUUAGAGUUGGAGACUUUUGAGCUGCAUUGA